CUGCCUGCUUCCCUUUCCACCCCUGUCUAUGUCCCCUCCCUCCAAGAGAGUAAGACACUGAGCCAGACACCUUUACUGGCUGGCCAGCUGAGCUCACUGAGGCUGAGGUAGCAGAAGGCCUUAUCCAUGGACUCUCACGAAAUGCUGCUAGCUGCCACAUACCUGCUGGGAACACUGGCCUCUUUCUGCUUUGGACAGUCUGGAAGGGAUGGCCCAGGUGUCCCGGUAACGCUAAGAAACUCCAACUCCAAGUGUCAGGGCCAAUUGGAGGUCCAGAUGGAAAACCAGUGGAAAACGGUGUGCAGUUCCAGUUGGAGGUUGAGCCAGGACCAUGAGAGAAAUGCCCACCAUGCCUCUGCAGUGUGCCAGCAGCUGGGAUGUGGUGCCCCCUUGGCCCUUGGCUUUUACUCUUUAUGGAACAGACGCCAGAACCAGAUCUCCUGCCAAGGAUCCCCGUUGUCUUUCUCCAACUGCAGCAUAACUUCACUAGCCCAGUGCCUUCCGCUGAGCCUGGUCUGCCUAGAGCCCCAGAGGACAACGCCUCCACCCACAACUACCCCACCCACCACCAUGCCAGAGCCCACAGCUCCUCCCAGAUUGCAGCUGGUGCCAGGACACGAGGGCCUGAGGUGCACAGGUGUGGUGGAAUUCUACAAUGGCAGCUGGGGUGGCACCAUCCUCUACAAGGCCAAGGACAGGCCCCUGGGCCUGGGGAACCUCGUCUGUAAGUCUCUGCAGUGUGGAUCUUUCUUGACACAUCUGUCCAGGACAGAGGCAGCAGAAACACCAGCUCCUGGAGAGCUGAGGGACCCCAGGCCCUUGCCAAUUCGAUGGGAGGCCCAGAAUGGGAGUUGUGACUCACUACAGCAGUGCUUCCAGAAAACAACCACCCAGGAGGGUGACCAGGCACUCACGGUCAUCUGCUCUGGUUUCCAGCCCAAGGUUCAGAGCCGCCUGGUGGGGGGCAGCAGUGUAUGUGAGGGCAUCGCUCAAGUGCGCCAAAGAUCACAGUGGGUCAACCUGUGUGACAGUUCUGCAGCCAGGGGUCGGGGACGGUGGGAGGAGCUUUGUCAGGAGCAGCAGUGUGGCAACCUCACCUCCUUCCAUGCGAUGGAUGCUGACAGGACCUCCCCCGGGCUCCUCUGUACCCAGGAGAAGCUGUCACAGUGUUACCAGCCUCAGAAAAAAAACCACUGCAAGAGGGUAUUCGUCACAUGCCAAAACUCAAAGCCAGUGGGCCUGGCCCCAGGCACUGUGGCAAGCAUCAUCUUGACCCUGGUACUCCUGGUGGUGCUGAUGGUCACGUGCGGUCCUCUGGUCUACAAGAAGCUGGUGAAGAAAUUUCGUCAGAAGAAGCAGCGUCAGUGGAUUGGUCCCACGGGAGUGAACCAGAGCAUGUCUUUCCAUCGAAGCCACACGGCAACUGUACGGUCCCAGGUUGAGAACCCAACAGCCUCUCACGUGGACAAUGAAUACAGCCAGCCUCCCAGGAACUCUCGCCUGUCUGCUUAUCCAGCUCUGGAAGGGGCCCUACACCGCUCUUCCACACAACCCGACAACUCUUCUGACAGUGACUAUGACCUGCAGGUGGCUCAGAGACUGUAAAAGUGCCAGUGUCUACUCUCUGACAUGCGUCCUUUGCAGCUCACAGAACUUGAGGCCAGCAACAAAGGCCAAGAACAUCCCUCCAUCCUGAGGAAGUAUUUACCACUUCUAGUGCUGCCCACUUCCACCUCAACCAGAACUUGGACAGAAGCCAAUGUCCUUUGAACAAGAUCUCUGGCCUUGCAGUGACAGUCUAGCUCCUAUAUCCCCUAUGGCCAUGAUAGCCUGGCUGCUUCCUCCAAGAGCCAACACUCAGCAGAUCGAGCCUACAAGCAACCAAUCCUUGCUAACAGAGACUCCAGUAUUCAGAGGAGUCCCAAUCCUUUGGGGAGCAGUGACCAGUCAGGUUGGCUUUCUCCUUGGACUCUGGCGCCAUGAACAAAUGAAGCGAUACAUCCAAGUGGGAUACUUACAAGUACUUAUUUCUCAAGUGUAUUUUUAAUAUAUUCUUUGUAAAUAA
This is a messenger RNA of Arvicanthis niloticus (Nile rat), 2065 nucleotides long. It is a transcript of the gene Cd5, whose product is annotated as CD5 molecule. Gene Ontology annotation, cellular component: plasma membrane. NCBI's taxonomy places the organism in Eukaryota, Metazoa, Chordata, Mammalia, Rodentia, Muridae. The record is from RefSeq and is a predicted model, not a curated record. Gene Ontology annotation, biological process: T cell costimulation.